GGGUAUCUCAGUGCGCUCUACAUGCAUGUCAACUUUGUUGCUAAUCAUUAUAUUGACCCCAUUCGAAGCUUUGCAUCUCCUAACUGGCAGUGUUGUUUCCGCGUGAUUUGCUUUGGUAUUUCGCUUAAGAAUGCACCUGUGUUCAAGCCUGCUACCGGCGGGCAGGUUCAUAUAUAGCUCCAUUCCGCCUUCAGCGAAGACAAGGGCCAGAUAAGCUCCGUUCACCAUCGUCAAGCAAAGGAACUUAAGCAAGCUGCUUGCGAACCCAAACUUCACCAAGUUAUCUCUGGUCGAUUCUCGGUUUUCGUUCAGAUGGCCGCUGAACUGAUGAACCGUUCCCGUAGCUUGGCCGAAGGAGCUGUGGUCAUGGUAUGCCCUGUGCUUCUAGCAUUGUCUCUUGACAAGGUCGACCUCAAAGUGUAUGGGCGCCCUGCUUUCUUCGCCAUGCUUGCCAUGGCAGGUAUCACUUUAAUAACCGCUAUCUGCCCCUUGCUCGUGUGUUGCUUCACCAAGAGGUUCCCAAACAUGGGUAACAUCGAGCCUGCCCCGGUGACGGCGAGCCUGGCAACCCUCUCAUCUUCUUGCCUCCUCAUCCUCGCCUGCUUCAUGGCGCAGCUCGUUGUCUCCAAACAAGUUUUAAUCGCCGUGGGCGUCCUAUGUGGAGCCUUCAUCCUAGUUCGAGCGGUCUCGUACUGCCUCGGCGGAAAUGGUGACCCGUAUUCACCGGAUCUGCACAAGGUACUGGAUGAAUCACAUGAGUUCUUGACGGGCGUCACUGGAAUCCUCUUUCUGGGGCUUGAAGGUUUGGCACUAGAAGGUCAUGAGAAUCAGAUGGUUCAGAAGGUCGGGCUUGUGGGCACCAUCAGCUUCAUAGUUUGCGCUCUUGGUGUGUGCAUGAUGUACCUCGAGAUGAUCCCCCCUUUAUACUUCAAGAAAAGGGGAGAGGGAGAGAUUGUGUGUUUAACUCUGAUGCUCGACAGCAUCAUGGCUGGUGGUACCUUCACGGUGUUGAUGGUUGUCAUGCUUAAGCUCAUGGGUCCUCCAGCCCUGAUGCUCUUCGCACCUCCAGCAUUGAUAAUCGUCGAACUUGCGUAUCAAAUGGCCGUCGAUCGGAGAUCCCUUCUCGCCGACCAAGCACCCGGCGCUGUCCAAGCGUCCACAACGGCUUCGUUGGAACUGACAAGAGUCACCUUCACUGGAUUCUUGGCUGUGUCGAUAACAGCCAUCCGCAACACUUCGCCCAGCAUGUUGACCAGUUGUUUCCUACUAUUUGCGGCAUCGGCUAUUGUGUUUGGUCUCUCAUGGAGGCUCCUGUCACAGACCCAGAUAAGGAACCGUCUGGCCCAUCGUGCUUUAUCGGAUCUUGUUGCUUCCUCUGCUGACCUGGCUUCCUUGUGCACACAUUUCUGCAUUGUAAUCACUACGAUUCUAUUCCUAGCAAUGGCCGGGACAGCCAGAGGAAAAUGAUGCCCAGUAGUGAAGCACUACGUGUGAUAUUUCCUCCUACAAAAUUUGUUAGUUGCACCUGCGCUCAUGUGUUAUAAGUUCUAACAUGUUUGUUCUAUAUCUAUAAUAUCUGGUUCAG
Molecule: messenger RNA, 1585 nt
Organism: Triticum aestivum (bread wheat)
Lineage: Eukaryota; Viridiplantae; Streptophyta; Magnoliopsida; Poales; Poaceae
Exons: 3
Coding region: 313-1467 (384 amino acids)
Source: RefSeq, a predicted model, not a curated record